GAUAAAUAAAUACAUAUAAUGACCUGUGCACAUUUGUAAAUCAUACGAUAGCAAUGGUAUAGGCUCAGGGACAGUUAUAUCGACACUUUACACUUAAAAAGUAUACUUUUCGUACUUUUGCUCAAGACUUUUACCUCAUUGAAGGACAUAAUUGAGUACAAAAUCAGUGCAAACAACCAGUGCUUCAAUCCUAUCAUUCAUACAAAUCUGAAGCAUUGUGUGAAUGGCUGAACACUUAUCGUACGAUUUCAUUGUAUUUCAAUAAGUCUUACGUAAAAAGUGUAAUAAAUUUAUGCAUUAUUUGUGCCAAUCAUUAGUGAAACGCCGAUUGAGUCCAUACUUGCAGUUAAUACAGACCUCGAGAGCCAUGAUCUUCACGGGAGAGUUGGACCGCUAUAAAGGUCUUCACAUUAAGUUAGGACACGAGACCAUAGUAUCCGCUCAAGAGUUUGAGGCAUCGCUCAAAGAAUCUCUGGAGGAAUGGAUCCAAAAGCAAUACCGGGUCUCGUGGUUUCAAAUUGGGUUACAAUUAACGCAAUAUAUCCCCUCAUUAGUCAAAUUUGGUUACGUAUUCCAUCACUCAAAGCCGGAUUACGUGGUGAUGAAUAAAUGGCUGUCCAAUGAGCCCAAGAAUAUUCCGGACUACGCCCACACUAACAUCGGCGUCGGAGGGCUGGUAGUCGAUGACAAGGACCGGGUGCUUGUGGUGAAGGAGAAGCACUUUUUCGGACCGCAACAGAUCUGGAAAUUUCCGGGCGGUUACGCCAUUCAGGGCGAGGACUUCGGACAGACAGCCGUCCGGGAAGUGCUCGAAGAGACGGGCAUUGAAUGCGAGUUCCAGUCAGUGAUAGCCUUUCGACACAUCCAUCGGUUCGCCUUCGACUGCAGCGAUGUCUACAUUGUCUGCCAUUUGAAGCCCAAAGCCGGCAGUGAUUCAGAUGGAAGUGAUGGCAGUGGACUGGUGGUGAAGAAGUGCGCGUACGAGAUAGACGACUGCACCUGGAUGUCCAUCCCGGAGCUCAAACCACAGUUGACUCAAUUCAAUGCUCAUAUACUCGAGAAGUUUCUGUCGUAUAGGGAAAUGGGUGUCAAAAUCGGUUUAGAGUCCAUUCCAGCGAUUAUCAGGAAUAUUGAUCAACAAACCUAUUCCAUACACAAAGUUCUUUGA
This is a messenger RNA of Oppiella nova, 1168 nucleotides long. The record is from the annotation of a GenBank genome assembly. NCBI's taxonomy places the organism in Eukaryota, Metazoa, Arthropoda, Arachnida, Sarcoptiformes, Oppiidae.